CCGAUCGAUCCAUCGAUCUUGCAUGCAAUGACGCCUCCGACCGCCACCUCCCUCACCUUCCUCGUCCUCGCCGCUGUCACCAUGGCAGCCGCCGCGGCGGACGGGCCGCCCGCCACCUACCUAUUCUUCGUCGACCCCACACCGCCCGGCGUCACCUGCAUGCAAUACCACCUCGGCAUCCUCACCGCCGCCCUCGGCAGCGAGGAGAAGGCGAAGGCGGCGAUCAUAUACAACUACAAGAACGUGGUUAGCGGGUUCUCGGCGAGGGUCACGCCGUCGGAGCUCGAGGCCGUCAAGAAGCAACCGCAUGUGAACCGGGCGCUGCCGAGCGCGACGUUGCAACUCAUGAGCAGCAACUUCGACGGCGUCAGCUGAUCCAAUCUAAUCUUGCCCAUCCAUUCGGCUGAUUCGGGUUGAUGCAUAUCCUGCGAGGCGUGUACUGAUUCUCUGGACAAGCUAAUAUCUUCUUUUUCUUUUC
Molecule: messenger RNA, 478 nt
Organism: Hordeum vulgare subsp. vulgare (domesticated barley)
Lineage: Eukaryota; Viridiplantae; Streptophyta; Magnoliopsida; Poales; Poaceae
Product: subtilisin-like protease SBT3.17
Exons: 3
Coding region: 28-375 (115 amino acids)
Source: RefSeq, a predicted model, not a curated record